AAGAAACCUAAUUCUUUACUAUUAGAGAGUCAAAUAGAGUAUUCCUGAGAAUGCGCUCCAUCAUCUUGGCAGUAUUUACUAUGGCUAUUCAAUAUUCCCAGUCAGCCACCGUUCCAAAUGGUGAUGUGUAUAAUUGUGAACCUGGACAAACAGGAAAGCGUGUUACAUCAUGUGGAAUAUGCUCAAGUGGACGAAUUCGUUCAGCAGAUAGGCUUAAAUGCCUUAGUAAGUUAAUAUGUACAUCGUAUCAAAAAUGAAAAGUGAAUGUUGAUAAAAACAGAAUGCCCAGAUUUCUGUUCAAAAGGAAAUUGUACACUAAAAAGUAAUGUAUUAAAUGAUGCUACCCUAUGUUCACAAUGCAUUGAACAUUAUUUCUUGGACAAUGGCAAAUGUUCAGAAUGCUCUACUGGAUGCAGAAACUGCACAUCUCCAACAUCUUGUCAAAAAUGUUACUCUAAUUAUGCAAAGAAUGAUGCUUCCAAGCUAUGCGUUAUUUGCCCAUCCAACUGUAUUGAAUGCACAUGGAAUUCCGCUACUUCCAGAACUGAUUGCGAUACUUGUGUUGACAGAUAUAUCAGAAAAGACAAUGGAUGCACAUCAUGUCUAUCCUACUGCAAAUCUUGUACUUAUAACAAAAAUAUUGGUGUCAGUUGUAGUUCUUGUGACACAAAUGCAUACAAGGAAACAACCAAUAAUAUCAACACAUGUAAAUUAUGCUCCACUGCAAUUUCUGGUUGUAACAAGUGUUCUGACAAAGAUACUUGUACUGAAUGCAUGUCUAAAGCCUACGCUCUCACAACAUCAAACAAAUGUGAAACAUGUAGUUCCAUUCAUUCAGCAUGCACUGAAUGUGAUGCCAGCAGUGGCACAAACAAAUGUAAGACCUGUAAAAGUGGCUAUUAUCUUAAGGAUGAUUCCUGUUCUGUCUGUCCAAGAAACUGUGACACCUGUGAAGAAACAAAUAGCAUUGUCAAAUGCACGAAAUGUAAAGUUGACUACACAGUAGUUGAUCUGAAGAGUUGUGAUAGAUGUCCAGAUAAUUGUCUUGAAUGUGAAGUUUCUGGUAGUAAACUGGUGUGUAAAUCUGGCAGAUGUGCAUCAAAAUAUGCUCUAAACUCAGACAACUUGUGCUCAAAGUGUCCUGAUAAUUGUAAGGCAUGUUCCUGGAGUUCAUCAAAUUCUAGAACAGAAUGUAGUGGAACAGAUGCAAGUCAUUCAUGUGUUGAAAAUGAAGGUGGAAAAUCAUGGGGAAGAAAAAGUGAUGGAAAAUGUAUAGCUUGUCCUGGAAAUUGUUUAAAAUGUUAUUUCAAAUCUUCUUCUGCGUCUUCACCAAUUUGUUACGCUUCAAAAUGUCAAAAUGGAUUUGCUUUUGAUGAUGAUACUGGAAAUUGCGUUUCUUGUCCUUCUGGAUGUGACUACUGUAAAAAGAGAGGUUCUACUAUAACAUGCUUAAAGUGCAGUGCAAAAUAUGCACCUAAAUAUAAUGCAAAUAGUGGAGCCAUUGAUUCUUGUAUGUCAUGUACAAUUUCCAACUGCGACUAUUGUGAAGUGAUUGGUGACAAAGUGGAAUGUUUAAGAUCUCCUUGUGCCUCUAAAGCAACCAAUUCAAAUAACAAAAAGUUUUCAUUUUCAAAUAAAACUUGUGCUACAAGUUGUCCUACUGAUUCAAUGUGUGCAACCAAAAAAGUCAAUGAUGAAAAUGAAGCCUGUUUUUGUAGAUCUUGUCCUGCAGGAAGUGCUGUAAUUCUGGCAGGAGCAAAUGCCGGAGUGUGUAAAACUUGUGGAACAGAUUGUGAAGACUGUCAACUAUCAGCUGACAAGAUGGAUGUUGAAUGUAAGACAUGUAAAGGUUCAAAGCAAUGGGUAUCAAUAGAAGUAUCUAGUAAUGUUGUAAAAGGAUGUUAUGACUGCACUGUUGCAUCACCACAAUGUAAAGUGCUACAACUUUCUGGAAGUACUUGUAUAUGCAAAGCAGGUGAAUGUAUGGGCGAUAUGAGUAUUAGUGGUAAACACUCUGUUCUACAAGCAGCUUCUGGAGCACAAGGCUGUAAAGCUUGUGCUGAAGAAAUUCCAAAUGUUCUCUGGUGUGGUGGCAGUGCUGGUUCAGCUACAGUUGUUGAGUGUCAACAGGACUUUAUUCAGAAAACUGGAGCUGAUACAUGCAUACCAAUUCCUACUGGUUGCAAGCAAUAUACAGCUGGAUCACCAACUGCAACAAGUGCAUUAUGUUCUGCAUGCACAAAAGGAUAUUAUUUUUCUGCUGGUUCUUGCACACCUUGCCCUGCUGGUUGUUCUGAUUGUGAUGCUGACGGUGCUAACCCAGUAUUUUGCACAGCUUGUACAGAACCAACUAAAAUUGGUAUUGACUGCCAAACACCAGUAGCUACAUGUACUCCUGCUACAGUUGCCAAUUGUGAUACAAAAUGGGCAUCAGUUCCUGACCCAGCACCCGCUGCAGAUUGUAAAUGUAUUAGAUGCUCUGAUACAUUUGCCACUGCAACUGCAAGCACUGUACCAAAUACAAAUAAUAGAAUAGGAGAAUGUGUUGCUGGUGCACCCACUUCUCCUACUCAAAUAACUGAUUGUUUACAACAAUAUAAUAAUCCUGUAGGACCUGCCGUCAAUUGCGUUACAUGUGCUAAUGACAAAGAAAUAGUAACAGGAACUACAUGUGCUUCAAUAACUGGAUGCAAAGAGAACUACUCAUAUGGAGGAGCAGCAGCUGGUUGUCAGGUUGCUGCGGCAGGCAAAAUGUUAGAUGCUGGAUCAACAACAUCAGUUAUUACAGUUGAUACUGCAGCACUAGCCUCUGGAAAUUGCAAAGGGUAUAUUGCAUCAGCGGCCACAGUUGCUCCAGCAACUAGUGGCCGAUGUGCCGGUUGCGCUACUGGAUUUGUUCUAGAUUUUUCUCCAACUAAAUAUGAUUGUGUAGCAUGUACUGCUGCUGGAUUGGAUCAUUGUACAUUUGCUGUAUCUUCAGGAGGUACAUGUAUGUGUGGAAGAUGUACUGCUGAUGCAGCAGGAAAAGUAUACCAUAAACAUCCUACAUUAACAGGAUGUGUACAAAAUAAUGAAAUUACCAAUUGUGCUACUCACACAUUGAAACUUAAAAAUGGAGCUUAUGUAGUAGCAUGUGCUGCCUGUUCAGGUGCAAAUGUUUUGGCUGCAGAUGGACAGUAG
Molecule: messenger RNA, 3180 nt
Organism: Dimorphilus gyrociliatus
Lineage: Eukaryota; Metazoa; Annelida; Polychaeta; Dinophilidae
Source: the annotation of a GenBank genome assembly